Molecule: messenger RNA, 1993 nt
Organism: Trichosurus vulpecula (common brushtail)
Lineage: Eukaryota; Metazoa; Chordata; Mammalia; Diprotodontia; Phalangeridae
Gene: NMNAT2
Product: nicotinamide nucleotide adenylyltransferase 2
Exons: 11
Coding region: 1-924 (307 amino acids)
Biological process (GO): NAD+ biosynthetic process
Cellular component (GO): Golgi apparatus
Molecular function (GO): nicotinamide-nucleotide adenylyltransferase activity; nicotinate-nucleotide adenylyltransferase activity
Source: RefSeq, a predicted model, not a curated record
AUGACCGAAACCACCAAGACCCACGUUAUCCUUUUGGCUUGUGGCAGCUUCAAUCCCAUCACCAAGGGACAUAUUCAGAUGUUCGAAAGAGCCAGGGAUUAUUUGCACAAGACUGGAAGGUUUAUCGUGAUCGGUGGAAUUGUUUCUCCUGUCCACGACUCCUAUGGAAAACAGGGGCUGGUGUCUAGCCGACAUCGUCUGAUCAUGUGCCAACUGGCUGUCCAGUCUUCUGAUUGGAUCAGGGUGGACCCCUGGGAGUGCUAUCAGGACACAUGGCAGACAACCUGCAGUGUGCUAGAACACCACCGGGACCUCAUGAAGAGAGUGACCGGCUGCAUCCUUUCCAAUGUCAACACACCUUCCAUGACCCCGGUGAUUGGACAGCCACAACAUGAGACAUCCCAACCCAUUUAUCAGAACAACAAUGUGUCCAAUAAGCCCACUGCAGCAAAGAUCUUGGGGAAGGUGGGAGAAAGCCUGAGCCGAAUUUGUUGCGUCCGUCCACCAGUGGAACGUUUCACUUUUGUUGAUGAGAAUGCCAAUCUCGGCACGGUGAUGCGGUAUGAAGAGAUCGAACUUCGCAUCUUGCUGCUCUGCGGCAGUGACCUGCUGGAAUCCUUCUGCAUCCCUGGGCUCUGGAAUGAGGCUGAUAUGGAGGUGAUUGUUGGUGACUUUGGAAUUGUGGUGGUACCUCGGGAUGCUGCAGACACAGACCAAAUCAUGAACCACUCCUCAAUCCUCCGCAAGUACAAGAACAACAUCCUGGUGGUGAAAGAUGACAUCAACCAUCCCAUGUCCAUUGUCAGUUCCACUAAGAGUAGACUGGCCCUGCAGCAUGGGGAUGGACACGUGGUGGAUUACCUAACCCAACCCGUCAUUGACUACAUCCUCAAGAGUCAGCUGUAUAUCAACGCCUCUGGAUAGGCACCGUUGUCCUUGCCCCCACCCCCGUUUAUGCCCCCCAACCCUGUCACUCUGCAGCAAUCCAGUCCUUGUGCUUUACUCUCCUCCUCUUCUCCAUCACUCUUCUCCAGGUCUGUUUGUCUGUCCAUCUAUUUCUCUCUCCUCCCUUUUCAUCUUUCACUGUCUCCCACAUCGAUCUGUCCACCUCACUUGCUGACUGUAAUACCCCACAGGACAGGACUGUCCCAAGAACUAUGGUACUUGGUACAUGGAACCCCUUUCUACGGUCGUCUUUGGACAGCCUUUCUGCUUGUUCCCUGGGUUGGGGAGGGGAAAGUGCAGCCCAUAGAGGUAUAUUGAUAUCCGUUUCCCAGCAUGCUCUAGGGAGGCGGCUCUGGUGCCCACCUUCCCAGCAUGCUCUAGGGUGGUGGCUCUGGCACUCGCCCUCCUAGCAUGCCCUUUGUCACAAAGGGCUGGCCUUUUUUCCCCCCCACUUCUCAUAGACCUUAGAUGAAAUGGGCAUCUAUGGUUCUUUUUGGUUAAUCUCCACAUGCAUUCCUUUGACAUUCCUUCUGUUUUGAUGUGCUACUGCAUUCGGCCUUGGCUCUCAUUAUUGGGGGAGCCCAGCCCUUGAGGGACACCCCCAAAUAUGAACCUCAAGCAAUGAAGUGGAACACUCUUUUUUGGCCAAGAGUGAACCACUUGGGUUUUGAAGUCCCAGGAGACAGAAAAUUUCUACAAUUGUAAGUCUGGGAAUGAGUUUUUCCCCAGGACUUUGAACCUAUUUCUUCAGGUUUUGGUUUUAGGAGAUGGUUUUCCUGCUCCAAAACUGAAUAAUGACUUAACCUCUAGUUUAGACAAAGCCAGUCCUUACACAUUUUAGAAGGCCCAACCAUAGAACAUUUGGGUUAUAAUUGAACUAGAAUUAGUGAGAAGGGUGGGGACCUCAGUCAAAAAGUGUUUGUAGAGUACCCACCUCCUUCACUCAUUGUACUAAGCCCUUCUACACCAAACUAAGGCACACACCUGGAUCACUUAUGCCAAGUGAAAUCCUAAUAAUGCAGCAAUUUCUAAAAUAAAUAAGCUAAGU